Messenger RNA from Micropterus salmoides (largemouth bass), 1347 nucleotides. RefSeq lists its product as uncharacterized. The coding region runs from base 419 to 1342 and encodes 307 amino acids. The transcript has 4 exons. The record is from RefSeq and is a predicted model, not a curated record. Lineage: Eukaryota; Metazoa; Chordata; Actinopteri; Centrarchiformes; Centrarchidae.
GCGUAUUGCGAUUAUUUUGGCUAACGUUAUAUAGGCUAACGUUAGGCCCUAUUACGUUACGUUAUUAGCCCAACAUUACGUUACUUACUUGCUUUAUUUGAGCAUUAACGUUGCUAAUAAGUAUGUUUUUACGUAUGAAGCUAAUGGGGAAAUUUAGUUUCUAGUUAAACGCAAAGUUAGCCUGUAAAAAUUACUUUUUCCACACUGUAAGGCUUAUUGCAUAAUAUUGUAUGCUCGUUAACGCUUCAGUGAAGCCAUAGGCCUAACCUUACUUUUAUUGACAUAUCUAUGGCACCAAAUACAUAUCCCUUGUCUGCAUCCCAUGUUCACUGAUGUGUUUCUGUCUUUUAGGCUGUGAUAAGAAGUACAGGUUGCACUUUGCUUUAUGUAAUAAUUGCCAAAUAUUUUGAUUUCAGAUAUGGGAAAAACAGUUAAGACCACACGUUCCAGGAGCGUUAAGAUUAAGGUGGUGAGGAGGUGUAUCGUUGGCCCUGCAAAGGUUUCUUACCUUAGUCAAGGUCUUCCCCAGCCCAACUCCAAACAGACCGACCCGACUAUUACAUCUCAACAGGCUGAACCCGAUGAUGUGGCACCGAGCUGUAGUUCUUGUUCUGAGAGUGCAUACAGUAAGGCAAAGAAGAGAGAGCUACAUGCCUGGGAUGCAGUCAAGGAUGACAUGCUUAAGGUGUCAUUUGAAUGUUCAGCACCAAUCGCUACCCAGUGUGUUGUCUGUCUAGAACAUGCUGAUUACAGGUGCAUUGAGUGCAGCAGCACUGCAGUGUUUUGUGAGGGUUGUCUGAAGAGGACUCACAGAAAUUCACUGCAUCUUUCUGAUAAGUGGAAUAAUGUCUACUAUGAGCCAUCCUCCCUGGGGUUAUUCCUAUAUUUACCUGAAGGCCAUAGCACCCAUGCUGUGUACACAAAGGACAUGAAGGUCAUUGUCAGCACAGGACGGCUCUGCACCGUCACAGUCAAUAUGUGUGCAUGUGAACCAGAAACCUGUACUUUGCUCAGGUAUGGUCUCUGGCCGGCAACAGCCGACAAGCCCCACACAGCCUUCUCCAUACCUCUGCUAGAGCUUUUUGUUUGUCUGUCACUGGAGUGUCAGGUUUCUGUUGAGGGUUUUUGCAACACCCUGCGCUGGAAAAACAACCUCACACUUGCAGAGGUUAACACACUCUACAGAGCCCUGGUGGGAGAAUCCAUAUCCCAUUUUAGGCAUCACCACUUCCGACAAAGAAGUUUGGUAGAUAUUUGCCCACAAUUAGAUGAUGGGACCAUAUGCCCAGCAUGCCCAAAGGUUGGUUCUAGCUCCAGCGUGGUUCUUGUUCGAUUAACCUGAUUGCA